AUGGGUUAUCAACAGAUUACAAGAUUUUCUGAGUUGGUUAACAAGAGUAGGAUCUAUGAUGAGGAUAACCAUGAGAGUGUUGCUCAUUACAAAUCCUUGCAUGAUAAGAAAGGAAAAGGGAAAUUCCGAUGGAAUCCGUAUGAUGGUAAGAAGAAAGUUGGUGAUGGAAAGAAGUCGUGUGGGGGAGGAUCUUACACUCCUAUCAAGUGCUCCAGAUGUGGUGUUGAGGGACAUCGUGCUCCCGAGUGUCCUAAGUGCGAUGUGACUUGUUUCAAGUGUGGCAAGCAAGGUCACAAAUCUUUUGAUUGCAGAGUUGGUUCGAAUGUGACUUGCUACAAUUGUGGUGAGCAAGGGCACAUUAGUACCAAGUGCAACAAGUCGAAGAAGGAGCAAGCCAAAGGGAAAGUGUUUGCAUUGUCUGAUGCUGAUACUUUUGCUGAGGAAAGAUUGAUUCGAGAUUUUGAAGUUGAUUUAAUGUGUCUUCCAUUGAGUCAACUUGAUGUUAUUUUGGGAAUGGACUGGUUGAGGGCCAACCAUAUCUAUAUCAAUUGUUUUGUGAAAGUUAUUCUUUUUCUUGAGCCAGAGAAGGAAGGUGAUUUAUUCUUGUCUACUCAACAAGUGAAUGAAUCUGUGCGAGAUGGCGCUGAAGUGUUUAUGUUGGUGCCAAGUUUGAAGCUUAGUGAAAAUGGAACAAUGGGUGAAUUUCUAGUUGUUCAUGAUUUUCCUGAAGUGUUUCCUGAUGAGGUUAGUGAUUUGUCGCCUGAACGUGAAGUUGAGUUCACGAUUGAUUUGAUUCCUGGUACUAGUCCGAUAUCGAUGGCUCUGUAUUGGAUGUCACCAUCUGAGUUGAAAGAGUUGAAGAGUCAACUAGAGAAUUUUCUUGAUAAUAGGUUUAUUUGUCCGAGUGUGUCACCGUGGGAUAAGCAGUUGUUUGCUAAACUUUCGAAGUGCGAGUUUUGGUUGAAGGAAAUGAGUUUCCUUGGCCAUGUGAUCUCUAGUGAUGGUAUUUCAGUUGAUCCUUCUAAGAUUGAGGUUAUAUCUCAAUGGGAAGCGCCAAAAUCUGUGUAUGAGAUUCGUAGUUUUCUUGGUUUGGCAAGUUAUUAUGGAAAGUUUAUUGGAGGCUUUUCUAAGUUAUCUUUGCCGUUAACACAGUUGACUAGGAAAUGUCAAGCUUUCAUUUGGACUGCACAGUGUGAAGCUAGUUUUCAAGAGCUGAAGAGGAGAUUGACUAUUGCUCCUGUUUUGAUUUUACCGAAUCCUUCAGAACCGUUUGUUGUGUCUUGUGAUGCUUCUUUGAUGGGUUUAGGAGGUGUGUUAAUGUAG
Lathyrus oleraceus (garden pea) is the source of this 1323-nucleotide messenger RNA. RefSeq lists its product as uncharacterized. Gene Ontology annotation, molecular function: zinc ion binding; nucleic acid binding. Bases 1 to 1323 code for a protein of 440 amino acids. The record is from RefSeq and is a predicted model, not a curated record. NCBI's taxonomy places the organism in Eukaryota, Viridiplantae, Streptophyta, Magnoliopsida, Fabales, Fabaceae. The transcript has 3 exons.